UCUAUUGUCAGUUUUUUCACACAUUUGUCUUUCCAAUAUGCAGGACUGCACUUUUUUCAUACGGAGCUUUAUAGUGAAGGCUUAGUGCAAUAAUUGAUUGAAUAGUUUCAGCAGGAUGGAGGACUGGGAGGAUGAGGCAGUACCUCCCAUUCUUAAGAAGGAGCAACCCAGGAAUAUGUGGGAUGAUGAAGAUGUAGAUGAGAAUGAUGUGAAGGAUUCGUGGGAGGAUGAAGAUGAACCUACUCCGGCACCUGCACCAGAACCUCCUGCAGAAAAGGUGUCAAAAGAACCUGCGACAAAAGCUAGUGACAAGAAAGGAAAGGCUGCCAAAGUAUCGAAACAAGCACCUGCUUCAGUGCCCCUUGAUCCUGUGGCAGAGAAGCUUCAACAACAAAGACUGGUGGAAGAAGCUGAUUACAAAUCCACCACGGAACUUUUUGCUAAGAGAGGUGACGAGAAGACUCUUGAUAAUUUCAUACCCAAAAUCGAAAGUGACUUCAUAGAGUAUGCAGAGCUUAUUUCUCAAAAAAUCAGGCCAUGUGAGAAAAGUUUCCAUUACAUCAGCCUACUCAGGGCAGUGAUAAGGCUAUCAUUGACUACUCUUAAAGCAGCAGAUGCAAAAGAAGUUGCUUCAUCGGUAUCAGCAAUUGCUAAUGAAAAGCUCAAGGCAGAGAAAGAAGCCAAUGCGGGUAAAAAGAAAACAGGUGCAAAGAAGAAGCAGCUUCACGUAGGUAGACCAGAUGAUGAUGUGGUUGUUAAUUCUUAUGAUGCUCUGGAUGACUAUGACUUCAUGUAAUCCCUUUCAGAAACUAUUUCUGUUUCAUCUUUUCUCCUGUCUACUAGGAUCCAAUUUCUCAAACGUGAAUCACAGAUGAGGAUCCUAAGGCCUUGCUUUGUUCCCUCCAAAUUCUGGAGAUUGAUUUGAGUGUGAUGAUAUGCGGUUUGUUGAUUUCGAGAAGAGUUAGGUUCAUCAAACCAUGUCGCAUAAGGAAAGGUUUUUUGAUGUUUUAUGCACAAUUUUCAAUUUUAUUUAACAUACUGAGCUAAGCUAAUAUUUUUUUAAUUUAAUUUUGUAAGUAAUACUUUUUCCUUUUGGUGCUUUGUACGUACUACAAUAAGGCUGUGUUUGGUGUGCAUCUUGUAAUGGAUUCUGGGUCUAGAAUGCAUUCUAGAA
Telopea speciosissima is the source of this 1174-nucleotide messenger RNA. Its product is annotated as eukaryotic translation initiation factor 3 subunit J-like. Gene Ontology annotation, cellular component: cytoplasm; eukaryotic translation initiation factor 3 complex. NCBI's taxonomy places the organism in Eukaryota, Viridiplantae, Streptophyta, Magnoliopsida, Proteales, Proteaceae. The record is from RefSeq and is a predicted model, not a curated record. The coding region runs from base 116 to 796 and encodes 226 amino acids. The transcript has 7 exons. Gene Ontology annotation, molecular function: translation initiation factor activity.